UGAUAUAGAUACGGCGUCGUUAAAUAAUUGCGAAGGGCAGUUUUGUCAAAGCAGACUUACAAACUAAAGCCCUUUCCCGCCAUUAUAAGACUGAUCUAUAACUGACUAGAAAGAAAAAACCACCAAAAUCCCUCUCUUCUUUCUCCCUCUAAAAACAUGACCACCAUUUUCGCCCCAGUCAUUUUCCUUCUCAUGGCCACAGCUUCACAGACACCAUGUCCGCCGCCACCAGUAGCAAGCUGCACCGGCGAGCUAGUGGCUAUCUCUCCAUGCCUCGGCUACAUUUCCUCGGAGCCAAACAACAUGACGGAAACACCUACUUCUCAGUGCUGCGAUGCUUUAGAGAAAGCUUUCAGUUCCAGUGAAGGUAACUGCUUCUGUUAUCUGAUAAAGCAGCCUCUGAUCUUUGGAUUCCCACUAAACCAAUCGAGAGUGGUGUCCUUGCCUUCCGUUUGUUCAGAAACGACGAAUUUCACAUCUCUCGAAUCGAUUUGUUCAGGAUCGCCAGCACUGCCUCCUCUCCAUAGCAUAACAGAUCCAGUGACUAAAAAACCAUCUAAUUCUGGAAAUGCUGAGAAUUCGUCUGCACCAAUGAGUUUCACACCAACUGCAGAGAAGCUGCCGCCGUCACAGUUGAUAAAACCAGCCAGCCAUUCAUCUGCAGCGGGACAUAUUAGCAGUUGGUUUCUUCCUGAAGCACUGAUAACAUCUGCAGCAGUUUUCAUCUUGGCUCAUCUGUAACGUGAUAAAUAAUCUGAUUUCUACUUGAGGGUCUACUUGUUUUGAAAUAACAAACUCGUCAGUGUAUUAGUUGACACAUUUAUUUGUAAUGACAUAUAUGUUCUCUA
Ricinus communis (castor bean) is the source of this 848-nucleotide messenger RNA. Its product is annotated as non-specific lipid transfer protein GPI-anchored 25. The transcript is spliced from 3 exons. The coding region runs from base 157 to 741 and encodes 194 amino acids. Lineage: Eukaryota; Viridiplantae; Streptophyta; Magnoliopsida; Malpighiales; Euphorbiaceae. The record is from RefSeq and is a predicted model, not a curated record.